Messenger RNA from Misgurnus anguillicaudatus (oriental weatherfish), 741 nucleotides. The record is from RefSeq and is a predicted model, not a curated record. Lineage: Eukaryota; Metazoa; Chordata; Actinopteri; Cypriniformes; Cobitidae.
AUGACAACAUCAGCAAGCACAUACACACCAACAGUCCAGAGAUCCUCCACUAGCACAAGCAUUUCUUCUACUGUAACAUCCACUCCAACUCCUUCAACAAGUUCUCCAACUUCCAUACCACCAAAAUCAACCGUGUUUAGUCCUCCUCCUGGAUGUGUUUGCAGUUGGUCAGAUUGGCUGGACUUUGGUGGCCCAACAACAGGUCCUAAUGGUGGUGCAGUAAUAACGAUUGAAAAAAUAACUGAUACCUAUUCUUCCCUAUGCAAAGUACCUAUGCAAGUGGAAUGUCGGGCAAAACGUUUCCCAGGACUUCCUCUUUCACAGCUUGGCCAGACAGUGAAAUGUAAUGCAAAAGAUGGAUUAGUUUGCUUGAAUAAAAACCAAGGCCUCACACAGCAGUGCGUUGACUUUGAGAUCAGAGUGCUCUGUUGUGAUGGAAAUUGUGGCAGCCUCUCAACACAUGCACCAAUUUCAGCCACCACUAGAGUGUCAUCAACAAGCAUGACCACAUCAGCAAGUACAUCAACACCAACAGUCCAGAGUUCCACCACUAGCACAAGCACUUCUUCUCCUGUAACAUCCGCUCCAACUCCUUCAACAAGUUCUUCAACUUCCACAACACCAAAAUCAACCACUGUUAAUCCUCCUCCUGGAUGUGUUUGCAGUUGGUCAGAUUGGCUGGACUUCGGAGGCCCAACAACAGGUCCUAACGGUGGUGAAUCCAUUCCAAUAAAAAAAUAA